Molecule: messenger RNA, 1176 nt
Organism: Arxiozyma heterogenica
Lineage: Eukaryota; Fungi; Ascomycota; Saccharomycetes; Saccharomycetales; Saccharomycetaceae
Gene: REC107
Product: Rec107p
Exons: 1
Coding region: 1-1176 (391 amino acids)
Biological process (GO): reciprocal meiotic recombination
Cellular component (GO): condensed nuclear chromosome
Source: RefSeq, a predicted model, not a curated record
AUGAAACCCUUUUCAUCUAUUUACAACACCACCACCACUAUGAUGACGACCACCGCAGGCGCCACCCCUCCUCCUAUUUCUACUACUACCAUUACAGCCAACGAUACUGUUCCAAACUUGGACGAUCUUACUACAGACACCAGAUCAUCACCAAGUAUAUCCUCAUCCGUCCCAAUAUGUUCAUUCGAUAAUAAAACGUUAGAUCAAGAAGCAGACAAGCAAAUUCUUGAAUGGGCGAGUAAAUUAGAAUUGGAGACUAUCGAACUACGAGAAAAAUCCACCAUAUUGAUUGAUAUUUUCAAUAAAAAGAAAGAUGAAUUAAACAAUUGCGUCAAAUUAUUGCGAAACUUAUUAAAUGGAAUCAAUCUACAGUCUAUUAGCAAGAUAUCUGAUGAAUUGGAUGUAUAUAGAAAUGAACAGAACGAUCAAUUUAAUGUAUUACAGCUUAAGAUUAUGAAUAUUGAGAAACAAAUAAUGCAUUUCACUAAACUUUUUCAAUCUCAACAAUCUAAUAAAAACAAAAACAAAAAGGCUGCUACUGAAGAUCAAGUUAGUUUGUCAAGCAAAAAAAUUGAAUGGAUAUGUACAAAUAUUAACGAUCAAUUGUCUCAAAUGACAUGUUUCAUGUCUUCAAUAUCGAGCGAACUGAACAAUGUCGUUAAAAGACAGAUAAAAUUAGAAGAAAGGCUAGAGCGCACUAAUAUCGAUAUAAUCACCUCUAUAAACUCAGCAACCACAAGUAGUAGCAAUUCGACAGCAUAUCUGGAUGGUAGAGGAAAGAGACUGAGAAUCGGUACAGAACAGCAGGUAAAUGCAAAGACAAACGGUAAAAUUAAUGGCGUACAAACUCCUGUUCUUUCACAAUCACAACAAACUUCAAUUAAUAAAGAGACUAUUGCAUCUAAAUUUUUAAUUCGCACUACCAAUACAACAUCUGGACCCAUAACAAGGGCACGUUCCAAAAGGUUAAGGGAAGAGUUGGAGAACGGAACAAUGACGACGAUGACAACGACAACGACUAUGACUACGGAGAUAAACAAAAAACAUCCCGUGAACAGCAACACAAAUAACGAAACUAAAAGACAUAGACAUAACAGAACAUUAAUACCUUGGGAAGAUAUAAAUAAAGAGUUAACAGUGCAGGAUCAAAAUAACAGAUGGACACCAACAAUCUAG